Molecule: messenger RNA, 4544 nt
Organism: Pseudophryne corroboree (corroboree frog)
Lineage: Eukaryota; Metazoa; Chordata; Amphibia; Anura; Myobatrachidae
Gene: ABLIM2
Product: actin binding LIM protein family member 2
Exons: 22
Coding region: 269-2293 (674 amino acids)
Biological process (GO): lamellipodium assembly; cytoskeleton organization
Cellular component (GO): actin cytoskeleton
Molecular function (GO): actin filament binding
Source: RefSeq, a predicted model, not a curated record
CAGCAGCAGCAGCAGCAGCGGCAGCAUCUCUCUGCUGGGGAGGAGGGGAGUGCACAGGCUGGGCUCACUGCUGCUGCUGGGCUGUGUGCGCUGUGCACUGCAGACUGGUCCUCCUGCCUCAGGCUGCCUGGGUGAGCCAGGAGGGGGAUCCCUUUAUGAUGCAGAGCUAAGCUGUCAUUGCUGGCUUGAUGUGUAACAGGUAAAGAGAGCAGCAUAGGGCUACAGAUCACCUGCAACUGGAUGGAAGCCAGAGGCUAGCUGCUGAAGCAUGAGUGCAGUAUCCCAGCACCAGGCUGUGCAGAGCCACCUGGAGAAGCCGGCAGGAAAUGCAAUCCUCUGCAACAACUGCGGCACAGCGUGCAAAGGAGAGGUCCUGCGGGUGCAGGACAAAUAUUUCCAUAUCAAAUGCUUCACAUGUAAAGCGUGCGGAUGUGACCUUGCGCAGGGCGGCUUCUUUGUGCGGCAGGGGGAUUACAUGUGUACAGUGGACUAUCAGAAACUGUACGGGACCCGGUGCUUGAGCUGCGAUCAAUUCAUAGAGGGAGAAGUGGUUUCCGCACUGGGCAAAACCUACCAUCCCCGUUGCUUUGUGUGCGCUGUGUGCAGAAACCCGUUCCCUCCUGGCGACCGUGUGACUUUUAAUGGCAAGGAGUGCAUAUGCCAAAAAUGUUCCAUCUCUCCCACCGUUGGCAACAGUAAUUUAUCUAUCCAGUGUUUGAGAAACUGCGGUGGCUGUGGUUUGGAAAUAAAAAAUGGCCAGUCGUUGGUGGCACUGGAGAAACACUGGCACUUGGACUGUUUCAAAUGCAAAAUCUGUGGCGUCCAUUUGAAGGCAGAGUAUAUUAGCAAAGAUGGGAUUCCUUAUUGUGAAAUGGAUUAUCACGCUAAAUUUGGCAUAAAAUGUGAUCACUGUGAGAAGUUCAUCACAGGCAGAGUGCUAGAGGCUGGAGAAAAGCAUUAUCACCCAACCUGCGCGCGAUGUGUCCGGUGCAGCCAGAUGUUUGCCGAGGGCGAGGAGAUGUACCUGCAAGGGAACUCUAUAUGGCAUCCGAUAUGCAGGCAAGCUGCCAAGACAGAAGAAAGAAACAAGGAAACAAGGACGUCUUCAGAGAGUAUCAUCUCAGUGCCGGCUUCCAGUACAUCUGGAUCCCCUAGCAGAGUCAUUUAUGCAAAACUUGGCGAUGAAAUUAUUGACUACAAGGAUUUGGCGGCUCUUCCCAAAAAUAAGGCCAUCUAUAAUAUUGACCGUCCCGAUAUGAUCUCCUACUCUCCAUACAUCAGUUACUCAGCAGAGGACAGGCAUAGUUACGGGGAGUCACCUCAGUUGCUCUCUCCAACACCUACAGAGGGAGAUCAGGAUGAUCGCUUAUUAAAACAGUACAGGGCGUCCAGCCCGAGCUCCACCGGCUCAAUCGGCUAUGGCCGCUACACACCAACAUCUCACUCACCGCAGCACUACAGCAGACCAGCUGGUACUGACCCGUUCGGUACCAGUAGCUGCAUCUCCCUGUCCCAACAUACAAGCCCCACAUCUACAUUCAGGCAUCAUUACAUCCCUUUCUUCAAAGGCAGUGAAAGUGGCCGGAGUACUCCCAGCUUGUCCAUGUGCUCAGACUCCAAAUCUUCAUCUUCUUCCUAUCAGCAGGCGCCUAAGCAUUUCCAUGUCCCAGACACUGGAGUUAAAGAUAACAUCUAUAGGAAACCCCCUAUCUACAAACAGCAUGCAUCGCGGAGGUCUGUGGGUGAGGAACUCAACUUAGAUCCAGAAAGCAGGAAGGUGAAAACUAACUGGCUGAUUCUUAAAGGAGAGAUGGAUGUCCAGAGUAACUCUACAGACGUAGACUCGCGUUCCCUUUGCCUAAGCUCUGGAACCUAUAGAGAUCCAUCUCAGAGGAACCCAGGAGAUUGUUGUUACUCAGGGCUGCCUUACUCCAAGUCUGCGUCACUUCCUGGGUAUGGUAAAAAUGGACUAAAUCGAGCUGCCAACUUCGGUCAGUACCAUAUGGAGGAUGAUUCCAGCUGGGGAAUGAAAGAAUACAAGGUAAGAAGUGUGAGACCAGCGCAGACAGACUGCAGCAAUGCACCUCUCCUGUACAAGACCUACCCCUACGAAAUGCUGAUUGUAACAAACCAACUGAGAGUGAAGCUUCCAAAAGACGUGGAUAGAACCAGACUAGAGAGACACUUAUCAUUGGAGGAUUUCCAGCAUGUCUUUGGGAUGACGAUCGAGGAAUUUGAUCGCCUGGCACUGUGGAAGCGAAAUGACCUGAAGAAGAAGGCGCUGCUUUUCUAGCCUCUGUUACGUGUUUACUCCUGCCAGAACUGCCAAACGUAGUUACCACUCUUGAUUUGGAAGACUAAGACGAGACUGUUCCAUGGGGCCAGCCGGUUUAUGCAUCUCCUUCCAGCCACGCUCGUGUCUACUCCACGUUGCUUUAUUUAGAUUAUCUCUCGUAGCCCUGGAACAUAACAAUACUGACCACUGUAAAUCAGGAUUACAACAGCAGUAUGUUUAACUCAUGUAUCCACAUCUAAUUCACGUGGUUCGACAGUGAAGGCCAAAGACUUGCAUGUAAGCCAUGUUUGCCCUCAUUUAUAUGUUCUGUACUAUCAAAGUGAAAACUAGACUAACCAGCUAACAAAACUUGUCAUAUGUUCCAGAACACAGCAACGCUUACUACAUCUGAGUGUUCACUAACACUUACUGACAUAUAAAGUAACUGAAGUUUAGUACCUGUAUAUCAUUUAAAAAUGUUAGGAUUAUUGUCUCCCUUUUAUAUUUAUUUUAUAUAUUAUAUUAAGCCAUUUUAGUUGGCUUAGCCAACGUUCAUGAUAAUGCAGCCUAUCCAUUCACCAGGAGCCAGUGACAUCACUGAGAUAGGAGGCACGGAGUGACAUCACUGGUUCCCUGCUAAUAGAUAAGUUAUGUUACCAUGAACCUUUGGCUGAUACCAACUAAGGGGUCUAUUCAUGAAGAAGUGAAAAGUGUGGAGAAGUGAGCCAGUGGAGAAGUUACCUAUUGCAACGAAUCAGAAUUGAAGUAACAUUCAUAAUUUGCAUACUAUACAAUUGUACGGAGCAGCUGAUUGGUUGCCGUAGGCAACUUCUCAACAAGCUCACUUCUCCACUCUUUUCACUGCUUCAUGAAUAGACCCCUAAAGGCCUACAUCCACUCAGUGUGGAAGUUGGAGCUGCAGCUGCCCGGUUAGCAAUGUUCUGUGAUGCCUGGGCAUAAUAACAUGUCCUUUACAGGCAAAAUCUCUAUGAUAAGCAUUGAUUCCAUCCGAUUAUGAUGCCAUGUCUCCCCACAUGAUAUAUUUCUCCCUGGAUAACUUGCUCCACUUUCGGCUUUCCCCCUCUUAAUUCCAAAACGAGAGAAUAUGGACUAAAUUAAGUAAUUAGAAGGUAAUUAAAAACUAAUUUAAAAUCAAUUACUUAAUGGAAUCAUGUUUCUGUAUGCUGGAGAAUUGGGAGUAGAGCAAUAGUAGAAAAUGUGAUAUUGAUUACAGUAGCAUCUUGUCCUACACUUUAUGUUUGCAUUUUUAAAACACUAUACAUACUACCAGGGACGGACUGGGGCUGCAGAGCAGGUAUGACUCACAGGGGGUCCUGGCCCCAUGGCAUGCCCUGUAUACCGGAAGCGGGUGAGACGGAGGGAGGUGGUCUGCAACACUCGAUGGCUACCGCUGAAAGGUGCUGGCUGGGCCACGGGCCAAUCCAAAAAUGGGAGCGGGGCUUAGCAGGUGUCGGGCGGAGCUAUGCUCCGUGUCCCUGCACCCUGCAAAAAAAAUAUAUAUUUGUUUAGACUGUGCCAUCGAUGGAGGGAAACCAUCUGGUUCUUUUCCAUCAAUGGCAAAAGCAUUCCACAUUGACCAUAAACCAUCGAUGAUUUUGAAUAAUCGAUGGUCGAUGGCCAUCCCUAACAGGCAGCCGAGCAGAGAGUCAGAAGGAUUUGUUGCUCGGCCAGCCCCGCUCUCUGUGUGGCGGACCAGCCCUUCUGGCGUUUGCCAGGACCAGGAGUGCCAAAUGGCCAGUCUGGCCAUGUUUAAAACCCAGCGUUUUUAUUUAAAGCCGUCAGUGAUCAACAGCUUUGACCAGUCUACCCUGGGGGUAUUUUAACUAAAACAAUGAGUGAUGUUCCCCAUAAAAACCAAUUAGUUUCUGUCUAUCAUUUUCUAGAAUGCAAAUGAUAAUGAUAACUAGAAUCUGACUGGUUGCUGGGUGCAACACAAUUGCAUAAAGAUGGAAGAGGAAGACACUGCAGAUAUAAUUACUUUGGGGUUUCUUUGUAUUGUUAUCCAUUGUGUUAUUAUUUGCAUAUUUGUACGUCUCUGUUGUGCGGCUGUUGUCACACCCCCAUGGGUGAUCGCACAUGUUAUUACACCCUUCCACCUUGCAGUCUGUGACUGUUGCUUGGUGAGCAUGUGCUGUUUGCCCAUUUCAUCCACCUUGAUCAUGAUACCGAUUUUCUCUCAGUUUCCUCGUGUCAUUUUUAGCUCACGUCAGCCUCAUUGAUGCCUUUAAUAAAUAGCUCAGUACAGAAA